AUGACGGAGAUCACCAUCGACGACCAUCACUUGGAGAGUUUCAAGGACAGUGUCGUCUUGAUAACAGGCGGUGCCUCCGGCAUCGGUCUGGCCACGGGUCUGCUGGCAGAGAAACACGGCGCGAAAGUGGUGGUCGGUGACCUCAACCCGCUGCCCAAUGACGAGAGCAUCGAAGGCAAGAACAUCCUAUACCUACCGCUCGACGUGACGUCCUGGGAGUCGCAAUCAGCGUUCUUCAAGAAAGCGUAUGAGAAGCAUGGCCGGAUCGACCACGUCUUCGCAAAUGCUGGCGUGGCACCGAAAGCCAACUGGCUCGACGAGAUCGUUGACGAAGAGAGCGGCGAGCUGCAAGAGCCGGACUACAACAGCUUCGCCAUCAACCUGAGGGGCACCAUGAACACGGCGUGGCUGGCGCUGCACUACAUGAAGAAGCGGCAGCAGCCGCCCGGCGGUAGCAUCCUCAUAACUUCGUCCGUAGCAGGCAUCAUCGGCUUCCCCGAGCUCGACUACAGCGUCGCCAAACACGCCAGCCACGGCCUCGCCCGCUCCCUCGCCGUCAACCUCCGCCGCGUCCCCUCCCAGGCUUUCCCCUCCAUCCGCGUCAACUGCCUCGCGCCCAGCUGGACCGUCACGUCCAUGGUCCCCGCUGCUGUCGCCUCCCUCGGCGCCAACAUGCAAUCGCCUCAAGCCGUCGCGCGUACCGCUGCCCUGCUACUGGCGGAUAAGUCGCGGCAUGGCGAGACGGUGUUGGUGCAUGGGGGCAGAAGUGUGGAGAUUGGAAGGGGCAUGCAUGAGGGCGUGGUGAAGUUGGAGCCGAGGUUGGAGGGAGGCGAGUGUUUGGGGGUUCUCUUUGAGGGGAUGAAGGAUUGGGCGACGUUUGAUAAGGGGAGGGAGGACGGGGAGGGGAAGUAG
Molecule: messenger RNA, 912 nt
Organism: Diplodia corticola
Lineage: Eukaryota; Fungi; Ascomycota; Dothideomycetes; Botryosphaeriales; Botryosphaeriaceae
Product: short-chain dehydrogenase
Exons: 4
Coding region: 1-912 (303 amino acids)
Molecular function (GO): oxidoreductase activity
Source: RefSeq, a predicted model, not a curated record